CCAGCCUGAAAAAGACGUCACUAUAACAUUAACAUACCAAGAGGUACUCCGACGACUUAAAGGGGUUUAUGAUAUUAACAUUUUUGUCGGUCAUUGUGAAAACGGAUACAAUACAAAUAUCGAAGUGUCAAUUAAAGAAACGAAACCUUUAGCAAAACUCGAGUUGUCUCCAGUGUGGAAAAAUGUACAUCGAGACAACAUGAAAGAUCUUCAUAUGACAAGACCAAGUAGCGAAUCAGCAGUCAUAAGAUACAAUGCGGUUUCGAAUAAGUUGGAAUGUCUAAAUAAGUUACAAGUGCAAUAUGACGUAGAAAGAAAUCAGAAUGCUGGAGAGAUUCUUAUUGAAGAUGGAUUCUUUGUACAUUUUCUUGCACCGACUGGUCUUCAGGCUAUUCCAAAGGAUAUUGUAUUUGUUCUAGACACUAGCAAAUCAAUGACGGGUGAACCUAUUGCAGAACUACAGAACGCUAUGGUUACUAUAUUAGGCAAACUUGCUUUGAAUGAUAUGUUUAAUAUUGUUGUCUUCGAGUCGUCAUUUGGUAUGUUUGAGAGCGAACUGCAAAAAGUAACUAAUCGAAGUAUUACUGAUGCUAAAAGUAUGAUUCAUUUCAUGACACCAGGCGGAGGUACAAAUAUUCAUGAUGGUUUACUCGCAGGAAUAAAGAUUUUGCAUUCUAUCAAGGUAGACGAAAUCCGUUCACCAAUUAUUAUAUUUCUAACGGAUGGAAAGGCAUCGACUGGUAUAACAAAUAGAAAUCUAAUAACUAAAAGAGUUAAUACAAGGAAUGUUUUAGGAAUUCCUAUAUUUUCUAUUAGCUUAGGUAAAGGCGCAGAUCAAAACCUGACGUCUAAGAUUGCGUCUCAAAAUUUUGGCUUUUCGAGACAUAUUUAUAAUGCAAGUAUAUCAAGUUCUGUCAUACAUAGUGUGUACGACGAUGUUGCUACUACAUUAAUGAAGCAUAUAAAUAUUGUCUACAUGGAUAACGUUGUCAAUGACCAAACAGUGACACAAACGAAUUUCAAAACGUUAUUUCAAAAUUCUGAAAUUGUGACGUCAGGAAAAUUUCAAAACGAGACAACAAAAUUUCUCAAUUCUACGGUUGUUGGACUUGGAGCAUCGGGACUGACCAUUUUAUCGAACGCAAGCGUCUCUGUAAUUGAUGACGAUGGACGUAAAAAUACAAUUAAGGCAAUAUGGAAGCAUAGACGAUUAAAAGAAGUGAUGUCGUUACAAAAAGCUAUGGAUGACUCUAGAACGGUUAAAGCUUUAAAAGAAACCCUUUUAACAAUGUCUAUUCAGUAUAAGUAUGUUACACCACUAACUGCAGUCUUGAUUGGAAGACAUGGCAAAUCAGACAGUAGUGGUGUCCUAGACAAUGACGAAAGAGGUGUAUAUGCAGCAGCGCAUAAACAAAGAGAUCAAUUAAAGGAAAAGCAGCCGAAACGAAGAGGUACCGAAUUUUCAGGUGAUUCUAUAGGCUUUACUUUUGUGAUAAAAGAGGGCAACAUAAGUACACAAAGAUACUAUCCGGCCCUAGUUUUUUUGGAAGUCGCGUAA
Molecule: messenger RNA, 1558 nt
Organism: Mytilus trossulus (common blue mussel)
Lineage: Eukaryota; Metazoa; Mollusca; Bivalvia; Mytilida; Mytilidae
Product: inter-alpha-trypsin inhibitor heavy chain H4-like
Exons: 6
Coding region: 200-1558 (452 amino acids)
Source: RefSeq, a predicted model, not a curated record